Paraphaeosphaeria sporulosa is the source of this 1281-nucleotide messenger RNA. RefSeq lists its product as uncharacterized. The coding region runs from base 1 to 1281 and encodes 426 amino acids. The transcript is spliced from 2 exons. NCBI's taxonomy places the organism in Eukaryota, Fungi, Ascomycota, Dothideomycetes, Pleosporales, Didymosphaeriaceae. The record is from RefSeq and is a predicted model, not a curated record.
AUGACGGACCCAGUGGAAAAGAUAUCGGAUGUGGAGAAGAUAUCGGAUGUGGAGAAGAUGAAGCGGUGCACGAUAAUCGACUUUGGUGAACAGGAUCGCAUUGAGCUGUCCCCAGCUCGUGCUCCCAACACCAUGCUACGUCUCAAUGGGCUCAUUCCUUCUAGCAACAAUGCUUACCACUCCAUUUCCAUUGCUAAUGGAGCAUUCCGGCCUUGGACUCGGCAUCCACAGAAUAUUAUACCGGAUCACGACAACGAUGCCGACGAGGAUGAAGAUUCUCCUGAUGUAACUCGACACGAGGGGACACUAUAUCGGUACCGCGUCAUGAAACUGCCUGACAUAGAUCCUCGGGACGAUCGUACGAGUCAGGAAGUCAUGGUUCAGGAGGACCAUUGGGUCGAACAGAUGUUGCUCGCUGUCCACAAUGAAGGCAUUCAGGAUAACUCGACUCGGAAGGCGGCAUGUGUUACAACAGGCGCUGGAGGUUAUGUAGGUCGAAUAGGAUCAAGUGCAACUGCCGCUUGUUGUUCCUUGCCAUCAUCGACCGCUGCGUUAAUGGUUUUCGGGGGCAUUUCACGGAUCGGGCCCGCGACAAAGAUCACAAAUUCUCAUCGGACAAUCAACUUGGCUAAUGACAUGCUCACUACUUCGUUUUCUGCGAGCAAAUCUCUAAAUAAUUACGAUCUGGAUGGGUUUGAGGACGAAUCCCGAGGGACUAUUGAGAUUUCCUCCGACGCUGAUAAUAACGAGAGCGAUGACGACAAUGUUAACGAGGACAAGUAUUCUGAGAAUGAAGAGGACAUCAUCUCUAAGAUUGUAAAUGACCACAUCGAAGAUUUCGUAGCAGACGGAUUCAACCAGCAAGACUUCAGCCAUAUCAUCGCUCACGAGACAGGCCGAGACACCACUAACAACCGCCGCUCCGACACCACCCAAUGGCCCCUCGCCCGCAAUACUCAGGAGUACUCCCACGGCACCAGCCAGCGCAAUGACGGCCGCCAACACGAGCAGGAUAUGAAGGAAGCCGCGAAUCUAUUGGACUACGAGCUUCGAGAGGUACAGCGCAACGUCUCUCAGGGUUCCAACGUCAACUUCCACCUGGAAGCGAUUCAUAACGCCUUGGUACCACCCCGCAAUCGUGUCCGCUCAGCGCAAGGCUUCAACCGCACUGACAGCCGUCCCUCCGAGGCCACUCAGGUUCCCCUUCACGACAAAAUUCAGGAGCGCCCUCACGACACCGCUCCCGACCACGAGGCUCCCGCCUCUUGGGCAGAUGUCUAA